AUGGGGCGGGAGCGGUCUGGGCGGCGUAGGCGGCGCCCGCCGGCGGGGGCGGCGCUGAGGCGGCGCUUGCGGGUCGCGGGGCGGCUGGCGGCGGUGGGCGACGCGGCCGCCGGCCGCAAGCGGGCGAUGGGGAAGUGCACCACCAGGCACGUCGUUUCGGCGCCCCGCCACGGGCGCUGGGCCGCGCAGCCGGCGCCGGCCGGUGGAUGUCGCCAGUCGUACGACACGCUGCCGCUGCGGGAAGUUUCCCCCGCGGCCGGCUCACGGCCGUCGCGGGCUUGGCGUACACGGUCUCGAAGCUGGGAAACGGGCCUCGGCGGGCGCGCGAUCUCUCUCUGCGCGGCGCCGGCGCGGCGGCGGGCUGCGGCUGCAGCGGCCGCGCGCGCGGCACCGAGGGGUGCAGUUAAGAAAUCCUCGCCCGUUUCUGCCCCUAUUUAG
Molecule: messenger RNA, 438 nt
Organism: Gryllus bimaculatus (two-spotted cricket)
Lineage: Eukaryota; Metazoa; Arthropoda; Insecta; Orthoptera; Gryllidae
Source: the annotation of a GenBank genome assembly